AUGAGCAAUCAGAGGUUCGACCAAAUGUUUGAAGUUAGCCAGGCAUUUCAACCAGUGAAGAACUACGGACAGAGUGUGUACUGGGACGGACCCGACUUUCGCCUUCGAUAUAAACGCUCCUUUGAUAUCGAGGCGGUCAUAUUCGCAAAUCUUAUCACCGCCGAAUACAAGUUUCGACAAACAUAUCAGCAAAAGGAGGUCCUCGAAAAAAAUGUCCGGGCGUUACAAAAGAUCUUAGGAAACGACGAAGACGAAAAACAACACCAACAAUACCAGAAAGAUCUAGAGGCCAUCAAGCGAGCCCAUAGCAAAAACGAGCGAAAUCUUUUUACCCAGGAAUCUAUGCUGCCGCCAGGGCCCUUGAAACGAGACUAUGAUGAAAUAAGAGAGGAUCCAAUUUGCGAGAGAGGGUUCGAACAUACAUCUAAAGAGCUGGACAAGAUUGCAGAUGAGCUUAACUCGAUGCUUCUAUCAAAUAAUCCGUCAUAUGUUAUCAAGAUGGCAGUGGCUUAUUUCGUGAAACCGCCGGCGCGAAAGGUAGAGAAGGAAAGCGCAGAGGAGGAAAAGGUCGGGGAGGAACAGGCACAGAAGAAGAAGAAGAAGAAGAAGAAGAAGAAGAAGAAGAAGAAGAAGGUGCAUUGGUGGAAUUAUAUGUUUUAA
Molecule: messenger RNA, 660 nt
Organism: Penicillium griseofulvum
Lineage: Eukaryota; Fungi; Ascomycota; Eurotiomycetes; Eurotiales; Aspergillaceae
Exons: 2
Coding region: 1-660 (219 amino acids)
Source: RefSeq, a predicted model, not a curated record